UAGGUAAACUAGGUUAUAGGAAUGUAAACAUAUGUUUUUUGGCAGUGCAUAUAUUAAAAUUGAAAGAUGUCGAAAGUAUUGGGAAAAAUGAAAAAAAUAGGAAAGAUGGGCAAGAAGGUGGUCGAGAAAGUCGAUCACUCGUCAAAACUGCGCGUGAAUAUUCCCGCGGGAUUGGCAUCAGCCGCACCGCCACUUGGCUCCCAGCUCGGUCAGAGGAACAUCAACAUCGAAAAAUUCUGCAAGGAUUUCAAUAAUAAGACAGGCAAUAUCAAGGAAGGCAUUCCUUUACCAUGUCGUGUGAAAGUGAAGUCUGACAGAUCAUAUGAUCUAGUAAUCCAUAAACCACCGACAACAUAUUACUUGAAACAGGCUGCUGGAAUACAGAAAGGAAGAAUAAAGAAGGGUGAAGUAGCUGGCAAGAUAACUCUUAAACAUUUAUAUGAGAUCGCCAAAAUUAAGCUGGAGGAUCCACCCAAUGCAUUGUUAAAUUUAGAACAAAUGUGUCAAAUGAUUGUCGGCAUUGCUCAUACAUGUGGCAUCGAAAUCGUGCGUGAAAUAGAUCCAGAAGAAUAUAACCAGUUUUUGAAGGAUAGAGAAGUGGAAGUUUUGCGAUAUCGUGAGCAGCUUCAAUUAGCUAAAGAAAGCAAAGUUCUUAGAACAAACUAAUCUAUGACUAGAAUAUUUUUGUUCCUAUUGUAAUUAUAUAUGUAUAUAAUAAAC
Molecule: messenger RNA, 720 nt
Organism: Atta colombica
Lineage: Eukaryota; Metazoa; Arthropoda; Insecta; Hymenoptera; Formicidae
Gene: mRpL11
Product: 39S ribosomal protein L11, mitochondrial
Exons: 3
Coding region: 67-666 (199 amino acids)
Biological process (GO): translation
Cellular component (GO): ribosome; mitochondrial large ribosomal subunit
Molecular function (GO): structural constituent of ribosome; large ribosomal subunit rRNA binding
Source: RefSeq, a predicted model, not a curated record